This is a messenger RNA of Funneliformis geosporum, 235 nucleotides long. NCBI's taxonomy places the organism in Eukaryota, Fungi, Glomeromycota, Glomeromycetes, Glomerales, Glomeraceae. The record is from the annotation of a GenBank genome assembly.
AUGACAAAAUUAUCUGGAAUUUUCUCUACAAUAUAUGAUAUUGUUGACCGGUUGAAAAAAACUGGAAAAGUUGAGCAUUUACCUUAUCCUGGUUGUCCCCUUAUUCUUACUCCCAAUAAAUGUCGAUAUCUUGGUCAUCUCCUCCAAGUUAAUAAUGCAACAACUCUAGCUUUAAUGACAACAAACCUGAAUAAUAUGUAUCCAGACCUUAAUGUGUCAACUCGGACUAUUCAAC